This is a messenger RNA of Clunio marinus, 240 nucleotides long. The record is from the annotation of a GenBank genome assembly. Lineage: Eukaryota; Metazoa; Arthropoda; Insecta; Diptera; Chironomidae.
AUGACCAUAUGUAGAUUAUUCGUGCUAAGAGGGGAUAAAAUCGAGGAUGAAAUGCUCAAUUUUCAAUUUCCUCAAAGCGAUUAUAUGGGCACUGUCAAAAAUCAAUUCGAAACGAAACGAAAAGCCGAAAACUUCAACUUUCUUCAAUCUCAUAAGAACGGUAUACAAAACAUUAUCAUCCAUCCUAUCAAUAUUGAACUCAAAGUUGUUCUUAUUCUUUGUUUUCGUUUCAAAUUGUAA